Danaus plexippus (monarch butterfly) is the source of this 5833-nucleotide messenger RNA. RefSeq lists its product as uncharacterized. The record is from RefSeq and is a predicted model, not a curated record. The transcript has 12 exons. NCBI's taxonomy places the organism in Eukaryota, Metazoa, Arthropoda, Insecta, Lepidoptera, Nymphalidae. Bases 226 to 4509 code for a protein of 1427 amino acids.
CGCGCACUAGUAACGUAUUGGUGUAUUUUUUACCUUAUUCGCCGGUUCCGACGGACCCAGUAUUGAUCGGGCCUCUGCCGCGAAUCGGCGUCUUUAAAAUGAGAUACGAAAUUUUCCAUCUACCAUUGUUUGAUGCGAAUAACUAAUGCAAAAAACGUUGCAUUAUCGGUAUUAUAAUGAUUAUGUGAAUUAUGGAAAAGUUUUGUUACUGGAGCCGUGUUUAAUAUGUCGAAGAUCCCAAUCGAUAGACAUGGCAAAUCAAGAUCUUUAAGUCUGAGAGGCAUUUAUUUAAAUGAACCGUCUACGCUGAAAAGCUUGCAUUUAUCUGAUGUUAGCAAAGAUAUUCCAGAUAAAAGAUUCAAUUCAGAUGCCAAAGGGAAUUGUGAUGUAAAAGAGAAACUAUGUUUUAGGCCUUUCACGUCUUUAAUACCUAAAAUGAGUUAUAGUGCUGAGAAAAUAAACGUAAGAAAUCCGCGUAUAUUAGACCUUAGGGAGAAAUUGAAUGAAAUUACAAAGAAACAAGAUCGAAACGUUGAUAAGAUGACUAAAGGAUUCAUAAACGAACAGCUUAUAGAGGAGAAAGACUUGGACGAAUCUGGACCUUACAGUCUUUUGUUCGAUCUUCAUACAAAUCCCUCAACUUCAGCAAAGCAAAUAUCAUCAAGUGAUUCAUGGUGUUCGAAGGGAAAUGAAGAUCUCUUAGAAUCUAAGUCGCAGAGCUUGAGCGGACUUACAAGUUUAACUAACAAAAGUAUGGAUCGAUUGCCAAACGUCCUCAAUUUCGAUAAUAAACCUUUAAAGGAAUUCGAAUACUCCUGCGAAAAUGAUUUUAACAAUCCAGUCAAAAAACCAUUCAGUACACAAUCGAGGUCUGAUCUCUGUUUACAACUGAAAUCUCAUAUUAACUCUCGAACGUACGAAACGAAUUUAAGUCCGAACGACAACUCAAUCAGCAGAAACAACGAAGAGAAUUCUUUAGAUGACAGCUUGGGAAUUCUAACGCCGGAUCAGAUGGAUGACAUAUGUUACUUGGAAAACGCAUUUUCUCCGACCGUAGAAGGUUUGCCAAACUUUUGUGAUAACAGUGAUUAUAAAACAUCCCCGGAUAAUGGAGACACACCAUCGACUGAUAAAACCGAAAGCAAUUCAGCCGCGUCAACAAUACAGAACGAUGGCUUUGAAAGUAUGAAUAAGUUUACGAAACAUAGAGAAUCGUUGGCACCUAUAGCCACGUUGGAUGCUAUCGAUCCCCUCAAUGGCGAGGAGAAUGAUUUUAAACCAAUCUGUCUUUCCAUCAAAGAGACAUCCGAAAAAGAAAAUUUUUCGAUUGAAAAUGAAAGCGAAAUAAUAAAAAAAGAUACCGUUGCCAGCUUCAUCGACGAAGAGUUUUUACCAUCUAUACACGGUAGUAUAUUAGAGCCUGCUAGUUCUAUUGCAGAUACAACGGUCAAUUUAGAAAUACCUCUAGACUGCAAGCAUGGAACAUCGAUGUUAACUAACAGAAUAGAACAAACCCCUUCGCCUGAAGAUUUACCUCUGGAUAGUUCAGAUAUCAAUGGUGAAAUAAGUACAUACUCACAGUUUUCCGCAUCGACAUUACAUGACUCACAAACAUACUCUGACAGCAAGAACGAUAAGUCGAUGGAAACUUCUAAAGUAUCUAAUAGUUUUAUAACCAGCAUAACAAGUAUUACGAGUCUUGACGGCUAUCAGGGCGACGGCGAAAUGUCGAGACCGGUGAGUAGAAGUGCUGAGCAUAAUGCAUCGAUAAGGGAAGACGCUAUUGAAAUGGACUGGCAAAAUGUUCCCGUAACAAGGCGGGUUGAUCCCAUGACUGAUUCAGAUUUUUUCACUGAAAGCGAUGCUGAUGGUUUAGACGAGCACAUCCAACGAGGUGAUAGGAGGGCACAAGUCAUCGAUGGCGCACUUUAUGGCGGCAAAAAUGGUAAUGGAAAUGCUCCCUUAAUAGUCAACAGAAGUGAAGAUUCGUGCAUGGAGUCCAGCGGCGUUUAUACGGAUUUUGAGAACCAUCGUGCUUCUCCUGUGUUUCUAAACGUCAUCAACGACAUGUCUCCCGUUUCCACAACAUCAACACACUCUGAAUGCAGCCAAAAGAGCGUGGGUCACGGUAAAGUCAUAAAGUGUUUCAGUCCUGUGGAGGAUACUGUAGAGGAACAGAAUUCUGACGCUUCACAUAUCAUAGAUGAAGAUGAGACUCCAAAGAAUACGAGCAAAAGGAACUCUCUCAACAGUGUCAAAGAUGUCCGAUGUAACGACAAAAAAGAGGAGAAAAGGAGUUUCACGUUAAAGAAGUACAAAAUGCCUAAACGUGAUGUGCCUAGUAAGCUAAAAACAAUGCUAGCGAGCAGAAAAACCGACGCUGACAACAGCAUACAGAGCAGUCCGAAGACAGCGAAAAAAGCCGACAGGAGAGAAAACUUUCUGAAAAAGAACAUGGAUAUAAAAAUUGAUUAUAAGACAAAAUCUUUCAAGGAUAUUAAAUCCAAAGUGGACUGUUCCUUCACUCUACAACGAUCACAGACAUCUUGCAGCGUCACGAGGUUGUUGAGCUCAAAAUCUACGAACAGCAGUAAUAAACCUAAAAGUCGUCACAUGCGUAUGCGUAUGGACAUCGGAUCAGCUAAUGGCAGCGGGAAGAGCAGCCUUCACAGUUCUCAAAGCGACAUAAGCGCCUCCAGCACUCCGCUGGGAAAACAUUCCACCAGCCGAUUUCCUUUACUUCGAAAUGGGAAAAAGCGUGAUAGCGUCCCCACUCCUACAACCCCUAGUCGACCCCAGACGGCGCCGCAACCCCCGACAGCGGCAAAGAAAAAUGGCGUCGUGCAAAAAUUAUCGUCGUCGCCGGUGUCGGUGCGGGCGCGGACUUCGCUCGCCCCCCCGCCCUCCCCGCGCAAACCCGUCGCCCACCGCCCGGCGCAGAGACCCAGCACUCUCGCAACCACCAAAGAGCCGCCGCGAGUGACGGCUGCGGUUGGGCCACGAGGCAAGCGAGUGCAGACACCGCAGCCCGUACGCUCGCCGCCCGCACCGCUACCCGCCCCGUUACCCGCUCCGCUUACCGCUGCGAUACCACCUCAACCGCGGGAACAAUCCGCCGCAUUAGCACACGCUGCUAAAGGCGUUGAAGCGUUGGGUGUACUUGUGCAAUAUUUGGUUUUUAGGUUGGAUGCUCUGAAUGGUGGGUCAUGGCAGCAGGAGGCGGAGCGGUGGCGGUCGAUGGCUGCAGCAGAGCGCAGCGCCGCGGCCAGGGCCGACAGAGACAGACAGCAGCGAGCACAGAAGGACCUAGACACCAUCGCAGAAUGCUUGACCAAGAUCUCAGAGCUGGAGAUGGAAGUGUCGUCAAAGGAAGAAGCUAACUCGCGACUCCAGGCCGCUCACUUUGAAGAGGUGUCGGCUCUGGCGAAAGAUGUUAAGGGGUUAAAGGAUACAAUAGAUACGCUUAAACAAGAAGUAGCUGAGAGCAGAUCUCGGCUGCAUUCACACAGUGAGAUCGAGCGAACUCUCCGUGCACAAUUGGAAGCGGCGCGGUCUGAGGUGGAACGUGCUAAAUCACGUGCCUCGGACAAGUCGGCCAACAGGUCGAACGACUCGUCGCGCGACAAGUCCACCAACAAGUCGUACAACACGUGCGACGCGGCCUGCGACCCGGUGUACAGCGAGGUCGAGGAGUACGACAUGGGACUGAGAUCCAAAGAGGAACUUAGCUCGGAUGCCACUGAACUGGCAGCUGAGGUGCUAUCAUUGCGGGCGGUGAUAGAAUUAAAGAACGCUGAGUUAUCGUCCCUACGUGACGCGAGAUCCGAGCUGCCGGCGGAGAGGCAGCGGAGGAUUGCGGCCGAGAGGGAGGCAUGUUCAGCGAGACACGCGGCGGAGGAGCUCAGGGAGAGAGCGGCCGCGAGACAGAGGGAGGCCGACAGGCUGAGAGACGAGAACAGGAGGCUGGGAGAGAUAGCCGCCAGGGACAGGGACCGCGCCAACAGACUCGCCGCGCUCAACGAGGAACUCAGAUACAAACUGAGGCAGAAGUCGCAGGUGGUAUCGCUGUUAGCCGGUGGCGGCUACAUUGAGCGUACUCCGAUGCGCACGCGCACUUCCUCAGGUGACUCCGGGCGGUCUGCGUCCCCCGGGCCGGAGACUCCGCCCUCCCCCGCAUCCUCCCCCGCCCCGGACUCGCCCCCGCUCCCCGCAGUCAAGGGGGUCGUAGAGAAACACGACUCGGUCAGCUGGGUGCUGGAAAUAGAAGAGACUCCAGAGGAAAUGGCCUCAAGACUAGCUCGGAGAUCGUCGUUCCGCGCGGGGGCUUCCCCCAGCGGUGUGAAGCGCCGCGGCGGUGGGUCCCCCGGCAGCUCCCCCGCGCCCGCCUCCCCCGCCCCCAACGCCUCCAAACUCUUCAGACCCGGCGAUCUGGACUUCCCCCCACAACCACCCCCACUCAAAGAAUCCGCCGGUGAGGCCAUCUAUAUAUACGACGAUCGCCAGUACUGAUUCAAAACUUUACCCCGAAAUGGGGAAAUUUUUACCCCAAUGUAUCAAUCUUGCCGGAAUUACGAUAAUUCAUGCGGUACGGGACCGUUACGGACUUGAUCGUGUCGUAUGAGACACGCUGUAUGAGACACACGCAUUUCGUUUAUCGAUAUAUACUAUGACCAUAUAUAUGUAACUGGAUAUUAUUUUUUACCGAUUAUUUAUGAGCUUAUAAUAAUUUUACGUAGUUUUAGUGUACACGUGUUCGCUCUUCCUGAACGGAAUCAGCUUGUGGUGAUAUCGAUAUGUUUUAGUUCGCCAAUAUAAUAUUACAUGUACUAGAUAUUUUAUAGUUAUAAAUUAUUGAUAUAUAUUACAUACUGUUCGAUCCGCGUGGUGAGCUCACCACGAGUUUAUCGUCGGCCUGCAUAGAUGGCGUUACUAGUUUUUCAUGCAGAAAACUUCGUCGAUACUAUCGUGUGAGCAGUUUGACAGCACACUGGUGGUGAGCUCACUGCUCACGACUUACUUCGGUAUGAGUGAGGAGGCGUGGAACCGGAUGAGGUUUUAUUCUAUACUCGUACUAUAAGAACUGCUUUCAAAAUCUGGCCUCAAAUUAUAUAUUACUGUCGGCUGCAUUUUGAUGGAACCCAUCGUACCUGUUCGUUGUAUCAGUAACGUCUAAACUUUAAAUCUGUCACAUAACGAAACUCAUUUAUUUCCCUUUCGCCGUCUCUUAUUGUCUCUAUCUUCUCUUAUCUCUUCUCAUCUCAUUCACUCGGUUACUGAUGCAACGUUUUGUUUCAACCUACGUACUAAGUGAAUUGAUUAAUCGCAAUAAUAUGCCUUCAUUUAUUUUAGAUAUAUUAAGUUAUAUGAAUGUAUUCGUAUUGUUUCGUGUUUAUUACAUUUAUAACUUAAUUAUAGUUUACGGUUGUUGGAAUUGUUUUUUUCUUUUUUUUUUUAAUUAUCUUUAUGUACAAAUAACAUUGAAAAAAUAAUAAUUAUCGUAGUUAAUAAGUGAAGCCAGUCGUUUUGAUACCGGACCGUCUUGUUGCUUUAGAAGCGUUCAUCUGUGUAUCGCUGUGUUAAGUAAUUUAGUUUAACUACAAAAUAUAUUAAAGGAUUUAAAACCAAAGAGUCUCAUUGUACUAAACUCUUUGUCUCUUAGUUCACCUGAUGUAGCAUGUGUAUUAUGUCAGGCGGUCAUUAUUAUUUUUUAUUUAUUUUUUAAGCUAACAAUAUAAAUAAUACCAUUCCAAAAUUAAGAAUUGUAAGCUAAAUAAAUAAAUGAUUAGGAGAUUAUAUAUUAAUGCAGAAAUUUAAAAAGUACGUCGGAAUAGUU